CAUCUUUACCUGGGAUCCUGUUAAGAACAUCAGAAGUACCAGCAGUCCACCUGUAAGCCAAGCCUGAGAAUACAACUACACAGGAUCUUCAUUUCAAGAAACUUUGCUGCCCAAUUUCACCCUCACUGAACUGAAGACAAGAAGAUCUACAGGUAUGGACAACAGACUGAUCUUCGCUGUCCUGUUAGUGACGCUGUCCUGGAUAUCUGUGGGCUAUGCUCAAACUACGACAACCGCGGCCCCUACGACGACGAUAACCACCGCGGCACCAGCUACGACAACAACCGCGGCCGCGGCCGGAGCGACGACAAGUACCGGAGCGACGACAACUACCGCGGCCGCGGCCGGAGCGACGACAAGUACCGGAGCGACGACAACUACCGCGGCCGCGGCCGGAGCGACGACAAGUACCGGAGCGACGACAACUACCGCGGCCGCGGCCGGAGCGACGACAAGUACCGGAGCGACGACAACUACCACGGCCGCGGCCGGAGCGACGACAAGUACCGGAGCGACGACAACUACCGCGGCCGCGGCCGGAGCCCCAACGGCAACAACAACCGCGGCCGGAGCGCCGACAAGUACCGCGGCCGCGGCCGGAGCGACGACAAGUACCGCGGCCGCGGCCGGAGCGACGACAACAACCGCAGCCCCAACGGCAACAACAACCGCGGCCCCAACGGCAACAACAACAGCUCCCCCACUGACGCCCAACACCACAGUGACUGCCCUUCAGACACCUCUUAGUAGGACAGGCUGUGGGGCCCAACAGCUCUGCGCGGCUCAGCCCUCUAACUGCGACCCCUCCUCUGGAUCUUGUUUCUUUCUUUCUGCUCAGCAGCAGAGUGGUCAAAACUUUAUGUUGGGGCUUUCAGGACGGUCAGCAGGCUACAUCGCUGCCUCCCUGGCACCUGACACCACACUGGCAGGUAACGUCACAACCUACGUCUGUGCUAAGAACGGCAGUGCUGUUCAAUUCUUCAGCACUUUCCUCAACAACGGCACACUGAUUCCAACAACGCUGAACGUGAGCUCUGUGAAGGGCAAGAUCGAUGGAACCAAAAUCCAGUGUAAAUUUGAUGCCACCGUACCAGACCAAGCUACUAAAUCACCAAAUUUAGCACUCGUAAUCUCCAAUGGAACUUUCAACAGCACAUCUGGGGCACUGGGAAAGCCUGACAUAAAAUUUAAGAGUGGUCUUGUAGACUUGGGAAAUCCUAUUGCCACUGUCCCACUGUUUCCCAACACCACAGUGACUGACCUUCAGACACCUCUUAGUAGGACAGGCUGUGGGGCCCAACAGCUCUGCGCGGCUGAGCCCUCUAACUGCGACCCCUCCUCUGGAUCAUGUUUCUUUCUUUCUGCUCAGCAGCAGAGUGGUCAAAACUUUAUGUUGGGGCUUUCAGGACAGUCAGCAGGCUACAUCGCUGCCUCCCUGGCACCUGACACCACACUGGCAGGUGACGUCACAACCUACGUCUGUGCUAACAAGGGUGGUGUUGUUAAGUUCUUCAGCACUUUCCUCAACAAUGGCAAGCUGAUUGCAACAACGCUGAAUGUGAACUCUGUGAAGGGCAAGAUCGAUGGAACCAAAAUCCAGUGUACAUUUGCUGCCACCGUACCAACCCCAACUACUAAAACAACAAAUUUAGCACUCGUAAUCUCCAAUGGAACUUUCGACAGCACGACUGACGUACUGGGAAACCCUGACAUAAAAUUUAGGAGUAGUCUUGUAGACGUGGGAAAUCCUAUUGCCACUGUCACACUGUUUCCCAACACCACAGUGACUGCCCUUCAGACACCUCUUAGUAGGACAGGCUGUGGGACCCAACAGCUCUGCGCUGCUCAGCCCUCUAACUGCGACCCCUCCUCUGGAUCAUGUUUCUUUCUUUCUGCUCAGCAGCAGAGUGGUCAAAACUUUAUGUUGGGGCUUUCAGGACAGUCAGCAGGCUACAUCGCUGCCUCCCUGGCACCUGACACCACACUGGCAGGUAACGUCACAACCUACGUCUGUGCUAAGAACGGCAGUGCUGUUCAAUUCUUCAGCACUUUUCUCAACAGCGGCAAGCUGAUUCCAACAACGCUGAACGUGAACUCUGUGAAGGGCAGGCUCAAUGGAACCACAAUCCAGUGUACAUUUGCUGCCACCGUACCAGACCAAGCUACUAAAUCACCAAAAUUAGCAAUCGUAAUCUCCAGUGGAACUUUCGACAUCUCAUCUGGGGCACUGGGAAACCCUGUCUUCAGAUUAAGGAGUGGUCUUGUAGACCUGGCAAACCCUAACGCCACUGUCACCAAUCUGCUUCCAUCUUCCGCUACCGCUGGAAUUGCACUGCAGCAAUCAGUGAUGCAAGCUCUGCUGAUCACUGUUGGUGUGCUGGGCCUGGCCAUCCUCUGAGAAAACUGAAACCCCCAUGAUUGAAGACAAGAAAACCAUAACUUCCCUAUUCAUAAACAUUUGCUACUGAAUAUAAACUGUUCCACAUCUCCCAGGAGGUUCACUUUACACAGUACAUCACAAAUUAUUAUGAUCAUGCUUAAUUUGUUAAGUUUUGUUUUAAUGUAAUGUUAUGUCUAAUACAUUUUUAGGUUUCUGUCCUACAAGUUACUUAAUUGCAGAUAAUUACACGGACUCCCUGUCAGUGGUUUAAAAUCAGUGUUUGAAUGGCUAGAAUGGGGUACAAAUGAGAAGCACUAUUGCAAUAAUUGUACCCAAAUAAAUUGAACCAGUAGCUGGCUUCACCAGUACAUGUCAUGCAUUAAACAAAUGUUGUGUUUGGAGUCUAUUUAUCUUUUAAGCCCUCAGCCAACUCCAUAGCAACCCGUAGAGCCAUUAAAUUAUUAUACUGUGAUGCCAGGAAAACAUCUGACAAAACUUGUUGUCAGAAAACUCAGGAACUAAUGAAGAACCUUUUGUUAACCAUGAUAUUAUUUUUUCCUCAGAAUAGGUAGAUGUGCCCUUAUGAAGGAUCAUUAUUUAGCUUUUUGUGUGUCACUAGAUAUUUACAUUUAUGUGUUGUGUUUCUUGAUGAGACAAGCAAAGAAACAAUGUUUUUUCGUCUCCUGUUGCUCAUAAUGAUGCCAGCAAAUGGCAGAUGUGUGUUUUUGCAUUAUUAUUAUUAUGAUUUCAUUGUCUUUGGUGUGAAUGUAUGGGUUGUUUAUGAUUCAACAAUGUUUUUACAAUGAAGCCGUCAUUGGCUGAUAUUUUCAUGUGUGCAUGUGCCUGUAUGUGUAAGUACAUGUGAAUAUGACCAGUUGCUCAUAAAGAAUGCUGUUUACUGUCUAUGAUAACAAAUAUUGGUAAAACUGAUUUUGAAUAUUGCAUUAUGUAACAAUUGUUUUUUAUUACAUUUUUUAAUAUGCAAA
Messenger RNA from Micropterus salmoides (largemouth bass), 3366 nucleotides. RefSeq names its product mucin-5AC-like. Lineage: Eukaryota; Metazoa; Chordata; Actinopteri; Centrarchiformes; Centrarchidae. Gene Ontology annotation, biological process: regulation of glutamate receptor signaling pathway. The record is from RefSeq and is a predicted model, not a curated record. The transcript has 15 exons. Bases 155 to 2398 code for a protein of 747 amino acids.